Messenger RNA from Enterobius vermicularis (human pinworm), 1104 nucleotides. The record is from the annotation of a GenBank genome assembly. Lineage: Eukaryota; Metazoa; Nematoda; Chromadorea; Rhabditida; Oxyuridae.
AUUAAAACAGCUCACUAUAAUGUUUCAUUUUUUAAAGUUAUUAAUUGUAUAAAUACAAAAAUAAUAAUAAUAAUAAUAAUAAUAAUAAUAAAAUAUUUCGUCGUCAAAGUUACCUUUUUACUCAUUUAUGCAACAAUUUUCGUCUUUGGUCUAUUUGGCAAUUUUGGUGUUUUAAUAAAAGUGCUACGACAUCGUCGACAUCGUUCACCGCAAAAUUAUUUUUUGUUAAAUUUGAUUGUUACUGAUAUUUUGCUAUGCUUGGCAGCUGUACCAGCAACACCAUUAUAUGGCUUAACCAGAAACUGGAACUACGGAAUUCUUGUCUGUCGUUCAGUAAACUUCAUUAAUUCAUUAGCAGUAUUUGUGUCAAGUUGGUGCUUAGCUACAAUAGCACUAGAUAAAUACCUCCAUAUUAUCAAACCAACACGGGCAACAAUGAAUUUUAAAAGUGGUGCUUAUAUAACGUUGGCAAUCUGGACAUCAUGUUCAGUGAUCAAUGUACCGUUUGUUAUGAGCUAUCAGAUCGUCGAUGGCCGAUCAAUGAAUCUGUCUACACCGCUGUGUGAAACAUUCUGUGAAGAAGUGAAUUGGGGUAGCGUUUUUCCACGACGAUUGUACGGUGCUGCAGUUGUUGUACUACAGUUUGUAAUUCCGUUAAUUAUUAUUACAUUUUGUUAUGCGCGUAUACUUCGAAAGGUAUCUAAUGAUAUGAUUGUUCACAACGAAAAAUUCAGUGAUUGCUUGACGGCUGAACAAAGAAUAUGUGCACUAAACCGAAAAAAUAAGGUUUACUAUAUAUUGAUCUCAAUGGUGGUUACAUUUGUGGCUUCUUGGACGCCAAUAACAUUGGUGAAUGCAGCCAAAGAUUUUCAGUUUGACGGUGAUUUCAUGAACUCUCAACCAUAUUUUAUACCGUUGUGUUCACAUGUAUUUGCGAUGGCAUCAAUUAUUGUCAAUCCAAUACUGCUGUUCUGGCUAACAAAACGGGUACAAAAGUCUAAACUUAGUCGUAUUUCGUCGCUUGGUUUCAACUCAAUAAUGUCUCGUGUCAGCUUUUUAUGUCGACGUGCAUCGGUUCGAAAUUUUGAUAGAACAUUUAGGUAA